AUGCCCUCACAUCACGCUACCGAUCCCGGCACCCAUCGAGCCGGCGCUCGGUCCAACUCGUCCGUCCAGCUGAAGCCGGCCAUCGACGUCAGGAUCGACGGUCACUUUACAUCCAAGGUCUACACUUCCGGGUCGACCAUCUCCGGCCAGGCCGUCAUCCAUACCCAACGAGACACACCCUUCGACCGGUUCGAAAUCAUCUUUACCGGCAUCGCCGCCACCCGACUCGACUUCGUACAGCAGUAUCCUUCCCAUUCCUUCCGCCCCUUCAUGAAGCUCCGCAUGCCCAUCCCACGUGGCACCCUCCCCGAAUCGAAAGUUUUCGAAGCCGGAACUUCAUACGUCAUCCCGUUCCACUUCGUCGUCCCCCACCAGCUCACCCUGGGCGCCUGCACUCACCACUGCAGCACUCCCGGCGUGCGAGAGCAGCACCUUCGGGUGCCUCCCACCGUUGGCUUCUGGGAGGCCGAUGAUCAGGCGCCAGAGAUGGCGCAGAUCGAGUAUUCCGUCAAGGCGAGGGCCUGUCGUGAGACGGGCAAGAUCAUGGAAGGCUACCACAUGGUCAAGGUUUUACCCGCCGCUCCCGAGGAUCCGCCUCUCGACAUCACCGCUCGGGACGAGAGAUACAACUUGUCCAAGUCCAAGACGAUGCGGAAAAACCUCUUCACAGCCAAGACGGGCAAGCUGACGGCCACGGCCUCCCAGCCUGGCGCGGUCAUGCUCUCCGGCGAUGGGCAAAACGCCUCCACCUCCAUCGCCCGCGUCAGCCUUGAUUUCGCCCCAAGUUCGUCCGGAACGCCCCCCCCAAAGAUCAACUCAAUGUCGGGCAAGAUCAUGACGGCCACCUUCUUCGGUGCCGCCCCGACUGAUCUCCUUCCGAAUCUGGGCAGUCGAUCUGCCUACACGGCGAACCCGUCCCUAAGUUACGCCACCACACAUUCGCUCUUCAACCUGUCCCCGGAUCAGGUGACGUGGCAAGAGCGAAGCAUAUCGACCCGUAGAGAUUCAGGCUAUUCGAGCCUGGGAGUCGACGAGGAUGCGUCCGAGAACAACUAUGCCAGGGGCCGUGACCGAAAGCGCAAGUGGGCCAAGAAGUGCACGAUCCGACACUCGGCGAUUCUCGAGGUUCCAUUCAGCAUUCCCCUGACGAACCUAAAGCUCUUCCUCCCCACCUUCCACUCAUGCCUUAUUUCGAGGACCUACACGCUGCACUUGAACCUUUCUGUUGGACCGACCAAUACAACCAUAUCGCUGGCGAUUCCGCUGCAAAUUGGCGUCGAAACCGUCUUUCCGUCUUCGUUCGACGACGGCCUGCCGAGCUUCGACAGCGCCAUGGCCGAGGUCGAGGUUGAGGAGGAUGCUGCCCAGUACCACCAGCCUCGUGUCUUCCGGAUUCCGGACACGGUCCAGAACAACGGCCUCCUGCCGGGGUACGACAGCCUCGGCCGGCGCUCCAUUGGUGCCUCAUGA
Messenger RNA from Drechmeria coniospora, 1470 nucleotides. RefSeq names its product arrestin. Bases 1 to 1470 code for a protein of 489 amino acids. NCBI's taxonomy places the organism in Eukaryota, Fungi, Ascomycota, Sordariomycetes, Hypocreales, Ophiocordycipitaceae. The record is from RefSeq and is a predicted model, not a curated record. The transcript has a single exon.